AUUCAAAAUUCGAAUGUCAACACAAGAUGGCGCAUUUAUUAGUCAGUCGGUCUCAGGAGUUCUUGUUAUGAUAAUUUCCGAGAGAUGUUUGUGAAGUUUCGUAAAUAAUUACUCAAAAAUAAAUUAAAACUUAGUGAACAAUUGAUGGUAUUUUGUUGGAAGAGUAGCUGAUAGAGGAGAGAGAGACAGAGAAAGAAAAAGAGACGCGAUGGAGAAGCCGCAGAAAAUGCCGAAAGUGGCCAAAGUGAAGAACAAGGCUCCGGCCGAGGUGCAGAUCACCGCCGAACAGCUGCUGCGUGAGGCCAAGGAACGCGACUUGGAAAUUGUGCCGCCGCCGCCCAAACAGAAGAUCUCCGACCCCGAGGAGUUGGCCGACUACCAGCACCGGAAGCGACGCGCCUUCGAGGACAACAUCCGCAAGAACCGCAUGGUGAUCAGCAACUGGCUCAAGUACGCUCAAUGGGAGGAAAGUCAGAAGGAGGUGGCCCGUGCGAGGUCCAUCUACGAGCGAGCGCUAGACGUGGACCACCGCAACAUCACGCUGUGGCUCAAGUACACCGAAAUGGAGAUGCGCAACCGACAAGUCAACCACGCCAGGAACCUGUGGGAUCGCGCUGUCACCAUCCUCCCUCGAGCCAACCAGUUCUGGUACAAGUACACCUACAUGGAGGAGAUGUUGGGCAAUGUAGCGGGGGCCCGUGCUGUGUUCGAACGCUGGAUGGAGUGGGAACCCGACGAGCAAGCGUGGUUAACCUACAUCAAGUUCGAACUCCGCUACAAAGAGAUCGAUCGUGCCCGCACUCUGUAUAACCGUUUCGUGAUGGUGCACCCUGAUGUGGCAAACUGGAUCAAGUAUGCUCGUUUCGAAGAGAACCAUGGUUUUGUGACCGGUGCUCGGAAAGUCUUCGAGCAGGCAGUGGAGUUUUUCGGGGAGGAAACCCUCGAUGAAAAACUGUUCAUCGCGUUUGCCAAGUUUGAGGAGGUGCAGAAGGAACACGAUCGGGCAAGAGUUAUCUACAAGUAUGCGCUAGAUCACAUCCCCAAGGAACGCACAGCAGAGUUGUACAAAGCCUACACAAUCCACGAGAAGAAAUACGGCGAUAGAACGGGCAUCGAAGAUGUGAUAGUCAGCAAACGGAAGUUUCAAUAUGAGGAGGAAGUCAAAUCCAACCCUAACAACUACGACGCCUGGUUUGAUUUGUUGAGACUAGUCGAAGAUGACGGGAAUUUGGAUACAAUUCGCGAGACCUACGAGAAAGCGAUCGCUAAUGUUCCUCCUAGUAGAGAGAAGGAAUACUGGAGGAGGUAUAUUUAUCUGUGGAUAAACUAUGCGCUGUUUGAAGAGCUGGAGGCUGAGGAUGAGGAACGCACCCGGCAGGUGUACAGGGCUUGUUUGGAUCUCAUCCCCCACAAAGUGUUCACAUUCACUAAAAUCUGGUUGUUAUACGCACAUUUCGAGAUCCGCCACAAGAAUUUGACUGUGGCUAGGAAAACGCUGGGUAUGGCGUUGGGUAUAUGUCCUAAGGAUAAACUGUUUCGUGGCUAUAUCGAUUUGGAGAUACAGUUGAGAGAGUUUGAUAGGUGUAGAGUGUUAUACAGGAAGUUCAUAGAGUUUGGAAACGAGAACUGUAUCACGUGGAUGAGGUUUGCUGAGUUGGAGACGUUGCUGGGGGAUACAGAUAGGGCGAGGUCGAUCUAUGAAUUGGCGAUCAAUCAACCGAGGUUGGAUAUGCCUGAGUUGUUAUGGAAAGCGUACAUUGAUUUCGAAACUAGUUUGGGGGAAAUGCAGAACGCUAGACAGUUGUAUGAGAGGUUGUUGGAGAGGACACAUCAUGUGAAGGUUUGGAUGAGUUACGCGCAGUUUGAGUUGGCGAUCAGCAGUGAGGAGGGCAUUGACAACGUGGCACAAGCCAGGCAGGUCUACGAGAGGGGAAACAAUUCGCUGAGGACCUCGGGUGAGAAGGAGGAGCGAGUCAUGUUGUUGGAGGCCUGGAAGGAUUUGGAACGUAAACACGGGUCACCGCAGUCGGUCACUAUGGUUGAGAACAAGAUGCCGCGUCGUGUCAAGAGGAGGCAGCGUGUUAUGGCUCAGGAUGGCACCGAUGAGGGGUGGGAGGAGUUUUUCGAUUAUAUUUUCCCUGAAGAUGAAGCUGUGAAACCGAACCUUAAGUUGCUCGCUAGUGCGAAGGCCUGGAAGAAGAAGCAGGAGGUGGAGGAGGAGCUGGUUGAUGAGGAGAAUGAUGAAUGAAAGAAGAAAGAUGAUGAUUUUUGUCAAUGAAUUAGGGUUGUUGGGGUUUGUGAAUAGGGAAAUUAAAAAGUAAGAAAAUUGAAUGAAUAUUUCAUAUUUAUAAAAUAACAUCAUAGUACCCUUUUUUGAAAAGUUUUUAAUAUGAAAUUUGUAUCAACAAAUGAAUGAAUGAAUAAAAUAACAUAUUAAAAACACACUGUUAUAUUUAUAUUAAAAACUUUCCAAAAAAGGUACUGUGAUGUUAUUUUAUAAUAAAAAUAACUAGCCGUGCAUACAUACAUUUUAAGAAUAUUUUUCAUAAUAUUUUUCUGAGAAGGAACUAGAAGAGUGUUUUAUCUUACUGUAUGAUUAGAGUUUUUGUUCAGUAUUUAAUAUAACAAGAAGCAGGAGAGCAGGUAGUACGGAAUCUGGAAAAAGAGACUUCUGAUUUGAUGUACUGUAGUACUUAGUUUUCGUUUUUGAAGACACAUUUAAUCGAUUAUAGAAAUCUAGUGAACCUUGAAGUUCUUCUUAGAACCCUUCGUCUGAUUCAAGUAAGGAUCAUUUCAUCAUGAAAAUCAUUGAAUAGAUGACAAAAUAAAUUGACAAAUAAUUUUUUGGGAUACAUCAAAUAAUAUGUUUUUGACUGAAAUUUAAAUUAGUUUCCAAUCUGACAACUUUAUGUACAAGUGUUGCUCGAUUUGAAGGAAUCCGGGUGCAUGAUUUUACAGACUCCAUCUUUAUUUUUUGAAAUUAGUUGACAAAAACCGUUGUUGAGUUUCUAGUAAGCAUUGUUUUAAUUGUGUAAAUAUCAUAUUGAUUGAAUUAUUUGACAAUGUCUAUCAUUGUUGUGUAAUAAAACCUUCUAUUCAUGGAUGA
Nilaparvata lugens (brown planthopper) is the source of this 3106-nucleotide messenger RNA. It is a transcript of the gene crn, whose product is annotated as protein crooked neck. Bases 209 to 2248 code for a protein of 679 amino acids. Lineage: Eukaryota; Metazoa; Arthropoda; Insecta; Hemiptera; Delphacidae. The record is from RefSeq and is a predicted model, not a curated record. Gene Ontology annotation, biological process: mRNA splicing, via spliceosome; spliceosomal complex assembly. Gene Ontology annotation, molecular function: protein binding. Gene Ontology annotation, cellular component: U2-type catalytic step 2 spliceosome; post-mRNA release spliceosomal complex; precatalytic spliceosome. The transcript is spliced from 2 exons.